This is a messenger RNA of Mesocricetus auratus (golden hamster), 3005 nucleotides long. RefSeq names its product phosducin like (gene Pdcl). The coding region runs from base 333 to 1238 and encodes 301 amino acids. The transcript is spliced from 4 exons. Lineage: Eukaryota; Metazoa; Chordata; Mammalia; Rodentia; Cricetidae. The record is from RefSeq and is a predicted model, not a curated record. Gene Ontology annotation, biological process: regulation of G protein-coupled receptor signaling pathway.
CUUCUCAACCCCUUCCUCACAGCUCGGCUCGCUGUCCCUCCCGGCGCCUGGUCUCCUACGCUGAGCUCUGCCUCGCCCCACCCCUCUUUGCUCCUCCUCCUCAGCCCUGCCCUCCUCUCUCCUGCCUCUUCCGCAAGCCCCUCUCUUGCCAUGCCCGUCUCUCCGCCGUCCUCACGGUCCUCCACUCCAUCCGUACUCUUCCCGCCUAAGGGUCACUUUCUGCUCUGUGCACGGCGUUCUCUCUGCCAGCUCAGCCUCCUCAGCACACGCCUUCUGGCCCUGGCUCGCGCAUCUCUGAUCUCUCAGGGACCGCGUUGGGGCCUUCUGGCACCAUGACAACCAUGGAUGAUAAGCUGCUGGGGGAGAAGCUGCAGUAUUACUACAGCACCAGCGAGGAUGAGGACAGUGACCACGAAGACGGAGACAGAGGCAGCGGAGCCCCAGCCAGCAGCUCCAUACCUGUGGAGGCUGAGCUGGCCGGCGAAGGCAUUUCAAUCAAUACAGGUCCAAAAGGUGUGAUCAAUGACUGGCGCCGCUUCAAGCAGCUGGAGACAGAGCAGAGGGAGGAGCAGUGCCGGGAGAUGGAGCGGCUGAUCAAAAAGCUGUCUAUGACGUGCAGGUCCAGUCUAGACGAAGAAGAGGAGCAAAAGAAACAGAAGGACCUCCAAGAGAAAAUCAGUGGGAAGAUGACUCUGACGGAGUUUGCUACAGUGGACAAGAACCUGGAUGACGAAGAGUUUCUGCAGCAGUACCGGAAACAGCGAAUGGAAGAGAUGCGGCAGCAGUUUCAGAAAGGGCCCCAGUUCAAGCAAGUUUUUGAGAUCCCCAGUGGAGAAGGAUUUUUAGACAUGAUUGAUAAAGAACAAAAAAGCACCCUUAUCAUGGUUCAUAUUUAUGAAGAUGGCAUCCCAGGGACCGAAGCCAUGAAUGGCUGCAUGAUCUGCCUUGCCACAGAGUACCCGGCUGUCAAAUUCUGCCGGGUGAGGAGCUCGGUUAUUGGGGCCAGCAGUCGUUUUACCCGGAAUGCCCUUCCUGCUCUCCUCAUCUACAAGGCGGGUGAAUUGAUUGGCAAUUUUGUUCGUGUCACUGACCAGCUGGGGGAAGAUUUCUUUGCUGUAGACCUUGAAGCUUUCCUACAGGAAUUUGGAUUACUCCCAGAAAAGGAAGUCUUGGUGCUGACAUCUGUGCGAAACUCUGCCACCUGUCAUAGUGAAGACAGCGAUCUGGAAAUAGAUUGAACUGAUAAGCUAAUUCCAUAGCUAUCUCAUUGUUUGGGCUGGAGGACUCAUGUCGGUAUUUAUUUCUGUCCUUCCUGCAUCUUCUGGCUUUACAGCUGUCCUUCGUAGUCUCAUUUAGUAUACGGAAAGUCAAGAAAUUCUCAGACUGAAUCAGAGUGCUGACUCACUUUGUGGCUAGCAGUAAAGUGACUUCAGAUUGUAUAAGCAGGAAGCUAGACUCUUGAGCUGUUUACUUCUCUAGCGUGACAUCUCUGAUACUGUUUCUAGUCAAUAUUGACAGGGCACUCUUGAAGGCAAUGUCUUGAAAAUUGGCUUCUGAUGACCUCAGAAUUUUACCAGGUCUGAGAGUAGAAUUCCCUAGUGAGUGUUGUGUGCAAUAUAAAUAGUGCAUUUCCACAAUCACUUGAUUGAAAAUCAUGUUUACUCGUAAUCAGAUUCAGCUCUACUUUUUUCCCUCUAGAUCCCUCUCUACCAGGUCUGACUUAGAGGCUCUGUACAAGGUUGGGAAUGUGGCACAGUGGUGAACAUUUACCUAGCAUAUAUAGGGCCCCAAGAUAUCUGACUCCCAGCACUGUCAAAAGGGACAAACACAAGGUUUCAGGUGCCUGGUGCUGUCAUUGGCCGUGGCCUCUGCCGAGGGAGCAGUGAUCCGAUUAGCAUGGUGAAGUAUGAGCAGGAAGAAUGGCCUUUGCCAACUGCUCCUAUGAUGCUGGAAGGCAAGUGUCCUGUUGACUGACACUGGUGUGGGUAAGAGGACCUUUCUGUGCUCAUCAGCAUCUGUUCCUGUUACUUAAGAUAACUUCUUGUUUAACCUAGAUUUUUUUUAAAGCUUUUUUUUUGCAUAUUAGAAAAAAUUCAUAUUUAGUAGAGGAAAAUUGGCCAAAAUACCAAUGCAGAAAUGGCUUAAAAUGUAUAUGUACAAUUCUACCACCUGAACACUAGGCUUUGGUAUAUUUCAUAUGUAGGUGUUUUUUAUGUACUCAAAGGCUUUUGUUUGUUUUUAAAUGACAUUGGGAUCAUUUUGAGCAUACUGUCUGAUCUGUGGUCAGCUACUAACAUCAAAAUUUCUUUCAUAUUAGUAAAUGUUUUCUGUAACAUUUUAAUAGUCCAUUGAUACAUAUACUGAAUCUGCUUGGCAGUUAUUUUUUAGGAAGUUGGCCAACAUUUUUUAUUAUUAUGAAAGCAACAUGUUCAUUGUAGAACAUAUAAUAAAAAUUAAGCUAAAUAGAUACUUAAAAGCCAUAAAAUUUUACUAGUAAUAAUUCCUGUCAUCAUUUUUAUAGAUCUUUUUCUAGCUUUAUGUAUAUGUAUGUAUUUAUAAAAUUCAUUGUCAUUCAAGUUUUUGUUUCCUUUUGAUUGUUUCUUAAAUUAUAUGUCCUAGUAUCAGGGAAAUGAAAUGUAACCAGGAAGUAAAAUUAGCUUUAGUAUUCACAGUUGAGUUUUUAUGUUGCUCAGAAGCUAACUGUAAAUGAGUCUUGAACGUACCUGUUAGAUUUAAUCAACAAAAACAGAGUGUGUUGUUUUGCUGACUAAGGAGCUCAUUGUAGAAGUCAAGAAAACAUUAGGAACAGAGAUGACUGAUGUCAGUGUUCUAGUUUCUUUCUAGUCUUUUUUUUUUAGUAUUUUAAAUAACAUUGACAGUUACAGAAUUCUGUAUUCUACCUUAUAAAUAGUACAUACUAAAAUACUUUGAUAUAUUGUAAAAGCUUGGAAUAAAUCAGUGGCUUUAUGAUUCACUGUUUGAAUAAACCAUACUGUUUUGAGCCA